Carcharodon carcharias (great white shark) is the source of this 1203-nucleotide messenger RNA. It is a transcript of the gene nip7, whose product is annotated as NIP7 nucleolar pre-rRNA processing protein. Gene Ontology annotation, cellular component: nucleus; preribosome, large subunit precursor; nucleolus. Gene Ontology annotation, molecular function: RNA binding. The record is from RefSeq and is a predicted model, not a curated record. Bases 119 to 661 code for a protein of 180 amino acids. The transcript is spliced from 5 exons. Gene Ontology annotation, biological process: ribosome assembly; ribosomal large subunit biogenesis. Lineage: Eukaryota; Metazoa; Chordata; Chondrichthyes; Lamniformes; Lamnidae.
GACCCUGUGGUUGCCGUGGUUACGGCCGGUUCCGGUUCCGGCCUCGGCUUCGGCCUUGUGGAUGCCUUGGUGAAGGCCGGUUCUCGUUCCGGUUCCGGCUGAGCGCGUGCUGUUGGAGAUGCGGCCACUGACGGAGGAGGAGACCAGGCUCCUGUUUGAGAAACUGGCCAAAUAUAUUGGAGAGAAUAUUAAGUUACUAGUGGAUCGUCCAGAUGGAACCUAUUGCUUCCGUUUACACAAGGAUCGUGUUUAUUACGUCAGUGAGAAAAUCCUGAAAUUGGCAACAAAUAUCUCUCGAGAUAAACUUGUUUCGUUGGGAACCUGCUUUGGAAAAUUCACCAAAACUUUAAAAUUUCGACUUCACAUUACAGCGCUCGACUAUCUUGCUCCUUAUGCUAAGUACAAAGUGUGGGUAAAACCUGGAACAGAACAAUCUUUCCUAUACGGAAACCAUAUAUUGAAAUCUGGUUUGGGUCGAAUUACAGAAAACACUGCACAAUACCAAGGUGUAGUGGUAUAUUCCAUGGCUGACAUUCCACUGGGCUUUGGAGUUGCUGCAAAGUCGACCCAGGAUUGCCGGAAAGUGGACCCCAUGGCAAUUGUUGUAUUUCACCAGGCUGAUGUUGGCGAGUAUAUUCGGAAUGAGGACACGCUCACAUAACUCAUCUUGCUAAUCACAUAAAGACACUUGUUCUCAAGCUGAGAAGAUUAUCAACAACGGUCACUCUUUACUAACCAGGUUCCUCUGGCAUCCUCAGAAGGAAAUGCACAACAACCAAUUUUGAUGGAGAAAUGAAGUGAUUUCAACUAACUUUCAUCUGAAUUACUAACAUGUAAUAGCAACGUGCUUCCAAGUUAGUAUCUUUCGUAAACCAAGCAGGUUAUUAGUUCAGAAUUGUUAACAAUUGUACACAGGAGCACUUUCUUUUGGAAAAUGUUACUGGUGAUUGAGCUUCCAAUUUUUGGCCUUUUUACUUGUUUGGUUAUAAAUAAUAUUGAAAUUUCAGAUAAUGGAGUAAUUUGAAAACCCUAAAAUCCAAUUUGUUAAAAAGUGAGAUACAAGAUAGAGUUGUCCUAGGCAUCUGGACAUGUAUAUGUACACAUGUGGUUCAUUUGUAGCUAAGUGGCAUGUUUUAAUUGGAAAGCAUUGAAAAUCAUUUUGUUAUAUUUGAAUAAAUGUAAUUAAAGAGACUGUUUUCACUC